Messenger RNA from Electrophorus electricus (electric eel), 2508 nucleotides. RefSeq names its product tubulin alpha chain-like. NCBI's taxonomy places the organism in Eukaryota, Metazoa, Chordata, Actinopteri, Gymnotiformes, Gymnotidae. Gene Ontology annotation, molecular function: structural constituent of cytoskeleton; GTP binding. Gene Ontology annotation, biological process: microtubule-based process. Gene Ontology annotation, cellular component: microtubule. The record is from RefSeq and is a predicted model, not a curated record.
UAGUAGUUGAUUAUUACACAGGAAGACUACACGAGAAGCAGGGUUCUCAUGGAAAGACCCACAAUAUGCUGUAUUAAAAAAGCAAAAGGUCUAAAAGAAAACAGGAAAAUGAGAGAACUAGGUUCAUCUUGUACUGGAUCACUUGGAAGAAUAAAGUUACACUUGGAAAGGAUCUUAUAAUGAUACUUUUAAAAUUAACCUUGAUAUCAACACCAAAUGAGACAGCUUUUCUUGGAGAAACAAAACACUUUCGGCAAGGCAUGGAUAUUAAGAUAAAAGUUUUGCGCUCUAGCUUAUGGAUAACAGGACGUGCCCUGUGACACACCAAGACUUAUUUGUUCAGUCCCGUCAUUUCAAAUAAAACCGUUUCAUGACCCGACCUGAAUUCAGGAGCGCUGAAAGCUACAUUAGGAAGCACAGAUUUCCUGGAAGUUAAACGGUCCACACAAGAAGCUGCAGCGAAAGGAAAAGGCGUCUUCCUUAAGUAUCCUGAGGGACGCGAUUGGCCAACUAGCGUUAUAUCCUGACUAAAGCGCAGCUCUCGCAAAGUUACUUACCCACAGAAAACGUUCAUUUAGGCUUCCUGCUGUAAACAAAACCCUUAUGUAGAAUGUUAAACACGAAUAAGACCUUUGUAUCUUUACAUUUACUAGAACGAUUUAGCGACUCUACAACGCUUGUACAACGGGACUUUAUAUUGCUUGCUUGGGUGUUAGACCGCUGUAGAAGUAGAGCCUGAACACUUGAGUCUAAAAAUAAAAUGGCUCUGUACUCGCACCGUAAUUCCACCGCCCCAGGACACAAAAAAGCAGAGUAGGUUUCGCACAGAGAUCCCAGAACAAAUGACAGAUGAAGCGCCGCCGCCCUCCUAACUUUUCACCGUCGACCGUUUUAACCUACAUGUCAUACCUGCCUUCGAUAACUCAGGAAAGCCGUUGGCCGAGCACGCGCAAUGACGUUAUUCCCAACGACUAAACACGCGCAUAUUUCAGUUUUCCGAGGAGAGGCAAAGUGAUGUAGCCUGAUUCAAGCGUGAUUGAGAGAGGCAGACUCACCGAUCUAUAGUCUACGAUAAAUGAUCAGGUCCACAUCUUUCUCAGUUUUCUGGAAACACUAAAAAUAAUGAGGGAGUGCAUCUCUGUACACAUAGGCCAAGCAGGUGUACAGAUGGGCAACUCCUGCUGGGAGUUGUAUUGUCUGGAGCAUGGCAUCCAACCUGAUGGCAUGAUCACCUCUGGCAGCACUUCCUUGGCUGAUUCCUCUUUUGGCACUUUCUUCAGUGAAACCGGAGCUGGGAAGUAUGUACCCCGAGCUGUCUUUAUAGACCUGGAGCCAACAGUUGUAGAUGAGAUCCGCAAUGGACAUUAUCGCCAGCUUUACCACCCAGAGCAGCUGAUCAGUGGCAAAGAGGAUGCUGCCAAUAACUAUGCCCGUGGCCACUACACUAUCGGCAAGGAGAUUGUUGACUCUGUGCUUGAUCGAAUGCGGAAAAUGGCUGACCAGUGUACAGGUCUACAGGGAUUCCUGAUCUUCCACAGCUUUGGUGGUGGAACUGGAUCUGGGUUUACCUCUUUGUUGAUGGAGCGUCUGUCUGUUGAUUAUGGCAAAAAGUCCAAGCUGGAGUUUUCAAUCUACCCUGCUCCCCAGGUUUCCACUGCAGUGGUAGAACCCUACAACUCCAUCUUGACCACUCACACCACACUUGAGCACUCGGACUGCUCCUUCAUGGUUGACAAUGAGGCCAUCUUUGACAUCUGCAAGCGCAAUCUAGAUAUAGAACGUCCCUCCUACAAUAACCUCAACAGACUCAUCGCACAGAUUGUGUCUUCGAUCACGGCUUCUUUACGCUUUGAUGGCGCUCUUAAUGUGGAUCUCACAGAAUUCCAGACCAACCUGGUUCCAUACCCUCGCAUCCACUUUCCCUUGGUUACCUACUCCCCCAUUAUUUCGGCCGAAAAGGCUUAUCAUGAGCAGCUGUCUGUAGCGGAGAUCUCCAAUGCUUGUUUUGAGCCAGCCAACCAGAUGGUGAAAUGUGACCCUCGCCGUGGCAAGUACAUGGCCUGUUGCUUGCUCUAUCGUGGUGACGUGGUGCCCAAAGAUGUCAAUGCUGCCAUCGCCAGCAUCAAGACCCGUCGCUCCAUCCAGUUUGUGGACUGGUGCCCCACAGGCUUCAAGGUGGGGAUCAACUACCAGCCCCCCACGGUGGUUCCAGGAGGGGACCUGGCAAAGGUGCAGAGGGCCGUGUGCAUGCUGAGCAACACCACGGCCAUCGCAGAAGCCUGGAGUCGCCUGGAUCACAAGUUUGACCUGAUGUAUGCCAAGCGCGCCUUUGUGCACUGGUAUGUGGGUGAAGGGAUGGAGGAAGGAGAGUUCUCUGAGGCCAGAGAGGACAUGGCUGCCUUGGAGAAGGACUACGAGGAGGUUGGAGCAGAUUCUGCUGAAGCUUAUGAGGAAGAGGAAGACGAAUACUAGAACCGUCUGCUCUUGUAGCAGAGGCUUUUUGUCUAG